Messenger RNA from Drosophila sechellia, 1443 nucleotides. RefSeq lists its product as uncharacterized. Bases 656 to 1360 code for a protein of 234 amino acids. The record is from RefSeq and is a predicted model, not a curated record. Lineage: Eukaryota; Metazoa; Arthropoda; Insecta; Diptera; Drosophilidae. The transcript has 2 exons.
GUAUUUCCGAGCUCGGUGGUGUAUUUCAACGGCUAGCCGCGGUCACACUGAAGCAAAAACAUUUUUGGCUCGGAGAACGAUUAACACAAGCGGACUGAAAUUUUUUUGUUUUAGUGUUGCGAAAAAGUUUGUGGGAUUUUUAUAAAAUCGCCGGAAAAUGUGAAAAAUAUAUGUUAAUGUGUAAUGCUAGAGCGGCAAACGUCGGCAGCAGUAGCAGCAGCAACAAAAUCAGCAUCGACAAAAACACAGCAGCGCGCCAGCAACAGAAACAAACCGAAACACAACAAACCCAACAACAACAGCCAACAAUGUGAAUUGCUUUUUUUUUCCUUAUUAAUUGUAAACGAUAACCGAAUCAAGUGCAAUCAAAAUUAAACACAAACAUAUAUAAUAUAUGUUCAAAAUAUCUAUAUAUAUAUAUAUAUAUAUAUUUAUUUAUUUAUGUGUAACAAAAAGCCGCCAAAAACAAAUCACGUAAAAUAUGUAAGAUAGCGGAAAAAAAGGCAGAAAGAAAAGGAAGAGAAAGAGGAGAGAGCCAAAGCAAGAACCGUUAUUUUUCUCUCAGUGGAGGCAGGCAGGCAACAACAGACAAACAAUAACAAGAGCCGCCCAGCCAAGGUCAACUUUUGGUGUUUUUGGGGCCCAACAACACAAAAUGCACGCGUGUGUCUGCUGCUGUUCGACAAACAACAAUUGCAACAACAAGAACAACGACGGCAGCAGCAGUAACCACAACAACGACGACAGCAGAAUCAGCAGCGGCAACAACAACAAAUUGCAGCUAAGAAAGCGCAGGACAGAAGUUGAAGAAGAGGAAGAAGAGGUACUGGUCAAGUGGACGCAGGAUAAGAACAAGCAUCAAGAGGAGCAGAAGGAGCACCAGGCGGUGGAAAAGUUGUCUGCUGGCCAAAGCGCCAGUGGCGGCGACAACGAUCUCAACGGCGCCGCAACGAGCAGGCGGUGGUGGCUGCGCGAUCCUCCAGGAUCAGCGGAAGCGGCAGAAGGAGAGAGAAAAGGCGAAGGAGUGGAAGUGGGUGUGGGUGUGGGAGCAGCAGGAUCAGCGGGCACAGGUCCGACGACGUGGUGGUGGUCAGCUCCAUCCGUUGACGUUGCGGUGACGAUAGCGCCGGCUACGUUGUUGCUGUCGUUGCAGCGGCAAUUAGCAAAGGAAUUAUCUAAACCAACAAGAACAACUGCAACAAGAACAACAACACAAGCCACAUCCCAAGCAAUAAAAAGCGGAACAGCAGCGUUAAUAUCAUCAUUAAGUGCAAGCAUCGCCAACAUCAUCGAUUACAAGAUCCCAAAACACCAACAAUACCAAAACCAAAUCCCAAUCCUCGCCAGCCACGCCUUUUGAGUGCCUCUUUGUGUGUUGUGUAUUGUGCGUGCAUGCGUGUGUUGCAAAGUGUCCAAACUAAUCAAGAAAUCUACAACUUAAAA